AUGUCUCAAACAAAGUUUGUGUCUAAUUGGAAGGGUGUUGAAUCAGUUCCAGAAACAUAUGUGUAUCCUCCAGAGAAGAGGUUUGGCGUCUCGGUGAAGAAGACGAUUCCAGUGAUCGAUUGGGCAAUAGACGAUCGAACUCUUCUCCUCAAAAAAGUUCACGAUGUUACUCAAGAGUUUGGAUUUGUCCAGGUUAUAAACCAUGGUGUCCCAAAAACAUUGGUAGAAGAGACGAUGAAGAUCCUGAAGGAGUUUCAUGCCAUGUCACCAGAAGACAAAGAGAGGGAAUGCUCCAAAGAUCCAGAUCAUAAAAGUUGUAGAGUUUAUUCAAGCUCUCAAAAUUAUGAAACUGAACAAAUUCACCUCUGGAAAGAUACUUUGAAGUUAACAUGUCAUCCUAAUUUGGACGAAAAUGUUCAGUUUUGGCCUCAAAAUCCCCCUAAAUUCAGGGAGGUGGUGAAAGCAUAUCUAUUGAAGAUAGAAAAGUUUGCAUUAGAGAUAUUAGAGGUGUUAAGUGAAGGGUUAGGACUUGAGAAAGGGUAUUUGAGAGGUGAAAUGAGUAAAAAUCCAGAGUUGUUUGUACACCAUUACCCACCAUGCCCAAACCCUAGCUUGACUAUAGGGUUGAACCAACAUGCUGAUCCAACACUCAUCACCAUCUUGUUUCAAGAUGUCAAUGGCCUUCAAUUCCUCAAAGAUGGUCAAUGGAUUGAUGUUGAUCCUCUUCCUAAUGCCUUUCUCGUUAAUCUUGGCUAUGUUCUUGAGGUGAUAAGCAAUGGGAAGAUGAAAGCAGUGGAACAUCGAGUUGUGACAAAUACUACAACAUCUCGACAAAGCUUGGCGUAUGUAGUUUAUCCUGGAAAUGAUGUGAAUAUAGAACCAUCAAAAUGUUUCAUAAAUGAAGCCAACCCUCCACAUUAUCUCUCCCUCGAGUUCAAAGAUUUCAUCAAGAAACUUAUGUCUAAGCCUCCUGACAGGGAGACAGCAUUGAAGUUUAUUAGCUUCAACCAACCUUAG
Molecule: messenger RNA, 1017 nt
Organism: Cucumis melo (muskmelon)
Lineage: Eukaryota; Viridiplantae; Streptophyta; Magnoliopsida; Cucurbitales; Cucurbitaceae
Product: hyoscyamine 6-dioxygenase-like
Exons: 4
Coding region: 1-1017 (338 amino acids)
Source: RefSeq, a predicted model, not a curated record